Messenger RNA from Theileria orientalis strain Shintoku, 1074 nucleotides. RefSeq lists its product as uncharacterized. The transcript has 6 exons. The coding region runs from base 1 to 1074 and encodes 357 amino acids. Lineage: Eukaryota; Apicomplexa; Aconoidasida; Piroplasmida; Theileriidae. The record is from RefSeq and is a predicted model, not a curated record.
AUGAAAGAUUAUACCAACCGUGAACCAACUGUCGAACGUAUUCGUGCUGUCAGUUCCAUUCAGGACGACUAUUCCGAGUUUAAGAAUAAAACUGCCAUUAAACGCAUUUUCGACCCAGUGAGUGAGUUGUACUGGACAUAUUAUGAGAAUAUUACUUUGAAAAAAUCCUCAAAGUCCGACAAAAGUGAUCCUACCAUCGUAUUGUUGCACGGCAUUUGCGGUACUGCCGGAUGCUACUUUUAUUUGUUCAAUAAACUGACAGAACUGGGAUACAGGUGCAUAUCCGCUCAGUAUCCUGAGUAUUUAACGCCGUAUGAGUGGAUUGCCGGGUUUUUACACUUUAUAGAAUACUUAAAUUUGAGCAAGCCCUGCGUUUUUGGCAGUGACUUGGGAGGAUUUCUUCUGCAAUUGUUCGUUCAACGUUAUCCUGAUUCACUAAAUAGCAUAAUUCUUUGCAAUUCGUACAGAAGGACUGAUGCCUUCAGUGUAUCGCCUGAAUUUCGUGACAUUUAUGGCAAUAUUUACUCUAUUCUCCCACAUAUUAUUUUAAAGGGCUUGUACAUUGAGUAUUAUAUUUGUCCUAAGAAUGACGACUACAAUCAACAUAAAGUUGAAUUGCGGGAGCAGUAUGCUAAGGAGUUCAUGGCGUAUGAAUUGGACCAGUUAUCAUCUAACGAUUUGGGAUCACGAAUAACGCUACAAUUAACUGGCGAAUAUGUUUACGAUAAGGACCUGAGUGGCUUUAAAAAGGAUAAAAUAUUGCUCAUAGAAACCAAUAAUAAUAACAUCCCAGAGGAGCUUACACAGGACAUAAAAGCAUGGUAUAAAAACUCUAAGGUUGGAUACAUUAAAAACGGUGGCGACUUCCCCUAUCUAACUCGCCCCGAUGAAAUUGCUGUAUACAUUCAGGUUCAUUUAAACAACAUUAAGUAUUCUCAAGAGAAUAACUACAAUAAACUCCUGUCAUCGGACAGCUUCAAUGAUUCUCGCGGUAAAACUAAGACCGGUAACAUUAGUAGGGAUGAAAAGGUUGAAAUUGACUACGAUUCUGAGAACAGCGUAAUCAAUUUAUAG